Molecule: messenger RNA, 5535 nt
Organism: Xylaria bambusicola
Lineage: Eukaryota; Fungi; Ascomycota; Sordariomycetes; Xylariales; Xylariaceae
Exons: 3
Coding region: 274-5085 (1603 amino acids)
Biological process (GO): positive regulation of transcription by RNA polymerase II
Cellular component (GO): nucleus
Molecular function (GO): ATP hydrolysis activity; chromatin binding; ATP binding
Source: RefSeq, a predicted model, not a curated record
AUACUCUCCCUAGAUGCUACCGAAAUGUGCUAGGUUUCGCGUGCUCUAACGCCAUCUGGUCUCGUAUCUUCUGAGUCUGAUUCUAUCUAUCCAUCAAUGAUCAAUACUCUGUGGACGGGGGUAGAUUUUUGUUGGCUUUUUCUCCAUUCAAUUCAUUCAACCAAAUACACCAGACAUCUGUUGCAAAGUGCAAUUGCCUCUUUGUUCUUGCUAGACGGGAGUUUGUUCUAAGAAUAUUUUACUUAACCCCGUCAUACUCGACGCAUAUUCACUAUGGCACCCAAGCGAAGGUACCCUGGUAACCUGGUCGAAUUCGACCCAAAUAAGUCAGACCCCGACGAUGAUACCUUCGAGCCCGAAGCUGAUGACCGCUCUGGCCGUCCUCGAAAGCGGCCACGAGCUGGCCACAACAGCAAGCAGUCUCGUCGUAACAAUAAAUACUAUGGAUCCGAUAUCGAUGAGGACGAAGAUGACAUUUCCAAUAGUGAAGAGGAAAAAUCAUUUCACGAGGAUGACGAGGAUGAUGAACCCCUUGUUAAUACAAACACCGGUCGUCGUGUGAGGAAGGCUGCGGCCAAACGAACAAACUAUAAAGAAAGUUCUGAUGAUGAGGAAGAAGCGGGACACGAUUCAGAUAGCAAAGAUGAACUCGGCGGAACCACUCCUCAAAAGCGGUCCAGGAGUAAGAUUGUCACAAUCAAACUUACGCCUGCCUUACAGAAAAAACAGCUCCUUGCCAACCCCACCGUUGGGACUAGGCGUACUCGAGCUCGUACAGCAGAUGCUGAAGGAAACGGUGAUAAUGAGCUUGUUGAACUGUCAAACUCCGGAAGACAUGCUAGACCUGCUGGAGGCUCUAAAAGCCGGAGCCCCGAGACUGUAGUUCGACGCAGGGCAACGCGUGGUGCCAAAGGUCUCAAACAGCCCUCUCCACUACCCGAGGCCACUCAGGAGGACAUUUCAAAUGCUGAUGAAACAACCUCUGAGCCUGCGGCACAAGAGGAUAUAGGAGCUGCUCAAGGAUCUAAAGUCGAUCUUGAUGAUGCAGCCGAUGAAGAUGAACCCAUGCAAACUGUUGAGCCUACUGAUGACUUGGACGACGAGGAAGAUGCUCCAAUUACUCGCCGCACUCGUAAUAGACAUGCAGUGGAUAAUGUGACCGACCCGGAGAACCUGGAGCCAUCGGAAAACAAUCAAGAUUCAUCCCGACGUCGUUUAACGCGGGGCCGAGGAGGAACGAAAAAAUCAAUACAAGAACCUAGUAGCGAUUUCGAACCUGGCAAUGAUUCCGAGGAAGAUAAUGACUUUGCCUCUGAAGGCAAGGGCCCUGAGGGCGAGAAUGAUGACGAGUCCAGUCCGAGUCGCCAAGGGAAGCGAUCUCCGACAAAGAGUAGAAGAUCAUCUAGAAGACCUCGAAAUGCAGAUGAGUCUGCGGAUGAACUUGAUCGGGAAGAACUGGCAGAAGAGCUCGAGGAUCUUCGAGAAGACUCAUUGUCAUUGAGACGCCCUAGGCGACGGCCUUCUCCUGAAAUUCUGUUCGAGGAAAAGAAGAAACGACGAGUUAAGAAGGUCGAUUACUCAAUUCCCCCAUUGAACCAAGCUAAUUUCGAGAUUGACGAGGAGGAAGCGGAGGUAACUAUCUCAACCCCAGCUCGUCGGCGUGGUCGUGCAAAUGCUUCGGUUUAUACCAGUCGCACUCUGCAUACUCUUGCCGGGCCAUUUGGUGGUGUUGCAGGGGAAGGGUCCCUUGCCGAAGGACCUUGGGGCCACGAUCCCUCUGGAGCUACUGGCAACUUUGAUUCCGAUAGCAGUGAUGAUGAGGGCAACGCUCGUUCCGGAGUCGCAGGCAACCCUCCUGUAACGCCUCGUGGUCUUCUAGGAGGAGGCGCUCGGCCUGCCGAUGGAGACGGCUAUGGUAAUAGAAUUGGCACGUUAGCACCAAAUGUGGGCAAGGUGAAAGAUCAUAAAGCUCUUGCAGAUGCGGACCCAUUAGGCGUUGAUCUGAAUGUCAAUUUCAGUCAAGUUGGCGGCAUGGAAGGCCACAUCGAGCAGCUCAAGGAAAUGGUGCAAUUACCCCUAUUAUACCCGGAAAUGUUCAUGAGAUUUCACGUUACUCCUCCUAGGGGUGUACUAUUUCAUGGCCCUCCUGGAACAGGAAAAACUCUUCUCGCGCGUGCGCUUGCGAAUUCUGUCGGCUUUGGCGGCAGAAAAAUCACGUUUUAUAUGCGCAAGGGAGCUGAUGCUUUAAGUAAAUGGGUAGGUGAGGCAGAGAAACAGCUACGCCUUUUGUUUGAAGAAGCCCGAAAAACACAGCCGAGCAUCAUUUUUUUUGAUGAGAUAGACGGUCUUGCUCCUGUUCGAUCGAGUAAGCAAGAGCAAAUCCAUGCCUCGAUUGUUUCAACGCUUCUGGCUUUGAUGGAUGGCAUGGAUGGCCGAGGUCAGGUCAUUGUCAUUGGUGCUACCAAUCGCCCCGAUAACAUCGAUCCAGCUCUACGUCGCCCAGGGCGCUUCGAUCGUGAAUUUUACUUUCCGCUUCCAGAUGUAGACGCCCGUAAGUCCAUUUUGGACAUUCACACAAAAGAUUGGGGCUUGUCUGAAGAUUUCAAGAUAUCACUGGCCAAAGAUGCGAAAGGCUAUGGUGGCGCUGAUUUACGGGCCUUGUGCACUGAGGCUGCCUUGAAUGCAAUUCAGCGCACAUACCCCCAAAUCUACCUUUCUAAAGAGAAACUUGUGGUUGAUCCUGAAAAGGUCAACGUACAAAUGACUGAUUUUGUUAUCGCGAAGAAGAAGAUUGUUCCCUCGUCUGAACGUUCCUCAACAUCAGGGGCAGCCUCGCUUCCAAAGCAUAUUGAGCCUCUUUUGCGAACUCAAUUCAAAGCUAUCAAAGAGAGGCUAGAUAGCGCCUUUCCUCGAAAGCCCAAGGUGACAGCUCUCGACGAAGCGAUGUAUGAGCCAUAUGAUGAUGAGGAUUUUGGCUUUGAUCGGGAACAGCUAUACCAAGAAUUUGACAACUCACGAGCAUUUCGGCCUCGACUCUUGGUCCACGGUCUGCAAGGUAUGGGGCAAUCAUACGUUAGCGCCGCUAUUCUGCACUACUUUGAGGGCGUUCAUGUGCAGAACUUUGAUUUGCCUACGAUUAUUGGUGAUUCACGACCUCCCGAGCAAGUCUUGACCGGUCUGUUCACCGAAGUAAAACGGCAAAAACCUAGUGUCAUCUUCAUUCCUAAUGUUGAUGCAUGGUAUCACACAUUGGAUGGGCCUGCAUUGACCGCCUUCUUGGGCAUGUUACGAUCACUCCAUCCAACCGACCCAAUAAUGGUGCUCGGCACUUCGGAAAUUGAAGUUAGAGACCUCAAUCCAGACUUGCGGCGUAAUCUCUUCGGCUUCUCUAAGUUGAAUACUAUUGAGAUUGUUCGUCCAGUCAAGGAAAAUCGGGAGGAAUAUUUCUCUAGGGUUAUAGCACACAUCCGACGGAUGCCAAAGGACUUCCCUGAUCCAUUGCAUCGCAAAAAGCGUCAACUAGAAGAACUACCUGUCGCCCCACCCCCUCCCUCCAAGAAACUGACCAAGGAAGAGAUUCAUAACGAAGACAUACGGUAUCGACAAGCUCUCAAUUUGAUGAAGGUACACCUCCAGCCUAUCAUGGACCAAAUAUCUAAAAAAUAUCAAAAGUUUCGCCAUCCUGUUAUCCCAGAAUCUCAGUAUCAAUAUUUGUUAGACGAAGCAGACCCGAACUAUGUCCGGCCUGAUGUUGCGGAUGUACCUCUCCGCCCCUACGAGUUCUCAGAGGAUAGCAAUGGGUAUCCUGGUCUUCGUGAGACCGCAACGGGCAAGUUCUUUUAUAACCUCGACGUGAAUAUCAUAGAGACUAGGCUUGCGAACGGAUACUACUGGCGACCAUACGAGUUCUUGAAGGAUGUUGACGCUCUGAGGAGCGAUGCAGAAAGCGUCGGCGAUAGAGCGCGUUGGCUGAAGGCCUCAGAACUCCUGGCCAAUGUGGAAGUUGACGUUCUUGACGUUGAUGAGAAGCUACGAAAUACUGGAAUCAAUUGGGAGAGACUGUACGAGACACACAAGAAACGGAAGGGCGAAAGGGAAGAACGUGCUCGUAAGAAGCAGGCCAUGCAGUCUGUGCUUGAUACGGCGCGUGCUAGAGCUGGCAGCCGUGGAAACUCGCAGAAUGGCUUGCACACCCCAGGCUUACAGACCACUACCGCACAAUUUCAGGUCAUAGGAGGUCCACCCAACGGAGACACGGCAGAGCAACUCGCUGCGUCCACUGCUGCUACUAAUGGAACAUCAGUACCCUCUCGAGCUGCAGGCGAAGAUAUCGAGAUGCGAGAUAUCGGUGACCAUUCAGGCCACCGGGUCCUCAUGCAGCCGCCAUCGCAAUUGCCUCGUAUGCCACCACGGUCCCUUGAUACCUCUGCGAUGGCUACUCCCGGGCAUACAACGCAAAUCUCACAAGUAUCGGCCGUGCAGUCAAUACCGCACGGUGUAUCCCCAUCGGCACUAGUGAACGAUGCAUCGACAACGCGGACUUCAGAUCCCUCUAAUAGAUCUUCCAAUCUUAGCACCCAAAUUACCAACGGCGAGUCAGGACCUGAGACUUUGCCGGACACUUUGCCAUUUCCUAGUGGGAGUCAGAUCACAUCGAGUGGUGAGGUAUGGCCCCACUCUCAAGCUGAUGCUAUACGGCAAGGAUAUCUACCACAGACGAGACUCUCGCAGGACUCUCAGAGCCAGGCAUCGCCGACCGCAGCUAAAUCUUCUCAUGCGGCUAGUAUGGCAAAUCUCCUUAAUGAUCCAGAGGAAGCCUCCCAGUCACAACCCCAGUCACAGAAAACGCCGCAAGUAGAGUUGAGCGAUGGUUCAGCUGAGUUCCUCCUAACCGAAUUGACGAAGCGCACAUCUGGUUGCACGAUAGAACAGCUAGAGCAGAUCAAUCGAGAUCUGAUGUCUAAGCUGUGGGAAACUCGAGGUGAACAUAACAGAAUGAAGGUGUUCCACUUAAUCACGCGUGUUUUUAAUGAAACCAUGCAUGAUAUACUCGAGAUGCAGAAGAUACUUCAGUCCAGCCAGUGAGCUUGGCAAGCAUUGUAUAGGAUACCUACACCCGCCAGGAGCGCCGACAAGUAGGCGAGCUCUAAACGCACUCUCAAAUACUCUUAAAAUUUCCCACGUUUCUAUUAUUCAGAGUUGUGAGUAACGAUUCAACGCUGCACAUAGCCAUUUGAGCUUUCAAGUGGUACACACUGGGUCGCCGUUGAUGUUUGUCUGGUUUGCCGCUUGGACAUGGGAUGUACUUAAAAUAGAUGUAGCGAGCGAUGACGCGUAUCGGGGAAUAUACCGACUUCUUUUGCAUAGCAUGUACCAUUUCAGGCUUGUUGACUCAGCUCUUCAUUUGGUAGCAUGUACGAGUGGUCAUGGAAUAUGUGAUGAUGCGUAAGAAUUGCCGAUUCGAGAGGUGCAUUUUGUUUUAAUAUGUAACUACCUACCUACCCGUCCUGCCGGAGGAUGGCACAAUGCCACACG